Molecule: messenger RNA, 1352 nt
Organism: Oncorhynchus gorbuscha (pink salmon)
Lineage: Eukaryota; Metazoa; Chordata; Actinopteri; Salmoniformes; Salmonidae
Product: divergent protein kinase domain 2A-like
Exons: 1
Source: RefSeq, a predicted model, not a curated record
AUAAACCAGGGAACUAUGACGGGGUACCUGUCUGUGGUCUUACCUGUCUGUUUCCCUGUCUCACAUUUCUCUCUCUCUCUCUCUCUCUCUCUCUCUCUCCAGAUAAACCAGAGAAUUAUGACGUGUGGUACGAGAGUCGCUUCGAGGACUGUGACAAGGAAGCCUGCCUGUCCUUCUCCAAGGAGUCUCUGUGUAAUCGCGUCACCGUGGACCACAACUACUACGCUGUGUGUCAGAACCUGCUAUCGCGUUACGCCACGUGGCGAGGGACCACCGGCGGCCUGCUCCACGACCCCCCCGCCCACAUAGCCAAAGACGGCCAGCUGGAAGCGCUGUUGGACGAGUGUACCAACCCUAAAAAACGCUACGGACGCUUCACGGCCGCCAAGGAGCUGAGAGACUACCUCACCCAGCUAGUGGCCUCCGCCUCGGCGAGGUAAUGACCAGAGCUGGCGGUUAUAGCGGUGGCCGGCAUCUCAGCCGCACGGUGGUUCGGGUUAGGUGAGGGUUUGAUCUCCCCCUCUGACCUUGUCCCCGGGAACUUGACCAUGACCUUUGAACCUUGACACUCCUCCUCGUCUCACUUCAAGUCCAGGAGAUCGCCACCCCGCUGGUCACACGGCAGCAGCUUUGAUCGUCUCCUGGUGUCAACCAACCAGAGCAGCUUCAGAGGAGAUGUUUAAAACGGAACUGACUGUGGUAGCUGGUUGGAGCUGAAGGACCAGGAGGAAGAGGAUUAGCCAAUAAAGAGAGCUUUAACCCGUGGUUAGGCUAACAUAGACUGUACACGACUUCUCUCCUCCACCCAGACCCUCUCUGUUUAUCCAUCAGGACUCUUGUGUUUGCUAUCAUUUUAUCUUAACCAUUCUUUCUUUCUGAAAACGUCCCUGUUGUCCUUUUUGGUUUGGGGUGGAACGAAUCAGAACCGGAGCAUGUUGACAUUUCUGCUGUAUGUUCUGUUCAGGAGGACGGUCACUAUCUCAACUCUGCUAUUGUCCCACGUGGAGACCUGACCGCAGGUUAACAGAGGAAGACGAAGCCUUGGCUAUAAAAGUCUUUACUUCCUGCUACUCUAAUUGAUCACUUGAUUUCCAGUUCACCUGAAGUCAGGCAAUCAACGUUUUUAUAUAGGGAGGGAGGAACAGGAUAGGGAUGCCAGUGAGGACUGUGGUGGUGCAGAAUCUGAUAUUAGAUGUUGUGUGUGUUUACCAAAGAGGCUAUAUGAAACACUGAACUACCCCCCAGUACCAUGACACAACGCUGUUGAUCCUAUAUGACUGCCCAGAGGAACCUUCCCUCCAUCUGUCUGGCAACACAAUCUGCAUAGGAACGAUUUGUAUGAAUCCAACUUA